Messenger RNA from Hemicordylus capensis (graceful crag lizard), 2217 nucleotides. It is a transcript of the gene NAP1L1, whose product is annotated as nucleosome assembly protein 1 like 1. Gene Ontology annotation, biological process: nucleosome assembly. NCBI's taxonomy places the organism in Eukaryota, Metazoa, Chordata, Lepidosauria, Squamata, Cordylidae. Gene Ontology annotation, molecular function: chromatin binding; histone binding. Bases 317 to 1498 code for a protein of 393 amino acids. The transcript has 15 exons. The record is from RefSeq and is a predicted model, not a curated record. Gene Ontology annotation, cellular component: chromatin; nucleus.
UUGGCUAGCGCUUGCUUGGCGGGCUAGGGCGGCGGCAAGGGAGGAAGAGAGAGACCGUUCCUUGUCACUAGGCAGCAAGCGCACCCUUCCAAGGCGCGCGCGAGCGUGCACGCACGGAGUUGCCUGGAAACGGGGGCGCGCGAGGAGGAGGAGGGCGAAGGAAAAGAAGUGGGGUGUUACGUGGUGACGUUAAUUCUAUAUGAGCGCGAGCGGCGGGAGCUUGGGUCUUUUUGCCGCCAGCCGCCCGGCGUUUCUGCCUCGCUCCUCCUGACUUCCUGCGAGACCCGGCCUCGCGCAGGUUUUCUGAGGUCUGAAAAUGGCAGACAUUGACAACAAAGAACAAGCUGAACUUGACCAACAAGAUAUGGAAGAUGUUGAAGAAGUAGAUGAUGAAGAAACUGGAGAGGAUGCCAACAGCAAAGCACGUCAGCUGACUGUACAAAUGAUGCAGAAUCCUCAAAUUCUUGCAGCCCUGCAAGAAAGACUUGAUGGCUUGGUUGGAACACCUACAGGAUAUAUAGAAAGCUUGCCUAAAGUAGUUAAGAGACGUGUAAAUGCACUCAAGAAUCUCCAAGUUAAGUGUGCACAGAUAGAAGCAAAGUUCUAUGAAGAAGUUCAUGAACUGGAAAGAAAAUAUGCUGCUCUUUAUCAGCCAUUGUUUGGCAAGAGGAGUGAAAUCAUCAAUGCAGUCUAUGAACCCACUGAAGAAGAAUGUGAAUGGAAAACAGAUGCUGAAGAAGAAAUCUCAGAGGAAAUGAAAGAGAAGGCCAAGCUUGAAGAGGAGAAAAAGGAUGAAGAAAAAGAUGACCCUAAAGGAAUUCCUGAAUUUUGGCUAACUGUAUUCAAGAAUGUUGACUUGCUCAGUGAUAUGGUUCAGGAACAUGACGAACCUAUUUUAAAACACUUGAAAGAUAUCAAAGUGAAGUUUUCAGAGGCUGGGCAGCCUAUGACUUUCACGUUAGAAUUCCACUUUGAACCUAACGAAUAUUUCACAAACGAAAUACUGACAAAAACAUAUAGAAUGAGAUCAGAACCUGAUGACUCAGACCCUUUCUCCUUUGAUGGACCAGAAAUUAUGGGUUGUACAGGGUGCCAAAUAGAUUGGAAAAAGGGGAAGAAUGUGACUUUGAAAACCAUCAAAAAGAAACAAAAACACAAGGGGCGUGGGACAGUUAGAACAGUGACAAAAACAGUUUCCAACGACUCUUUCUUCAAUUUUUUCAGUCCUCCUGAAGUUCCUGAAAGUGGAGACUUGGAUGAUGAUGCUGAAGCAAUUCUUGCAGCAGAUUUUGAAAUUGGUCACUUUCUACGGGAGCGCAUAGUUCCACGAGCAGUAUUGUAUUUCACAGGAGAAGCCAUUGAAGAUGAUGAUGAUGAUUAUGAUGAAGAAGGUGAGGAGGCUGACGAUGAGGAAGGGGAAGAGGAAGCAGAUGAAGAAAAUGAUCCCGAUUAUGACCCCAAGAAGGAUCAAAACCCAGCAGAAUGCAAGCAGCAGUGAAACAGUGUGUAUGUGGCCUUGAGGAUUAUCUGCACUGUAAUAGCCUAAACACAAUUAUUAGUUACUUACAGCCUUAUGUUUUGUAUCUUGGUAGAAUUAAUAAACAUUUUGUUAAAACAAACUGACAGAACCAGUUUAAAAUGUAGGUUCCUUGUACCUAGCAUUUUAAUAGUACUUUUUUGCCAAUAUGUAGAAUGCAGUAAGUUCCUAAAGCAUGAAUAGUUGAUUCAUUGCGCGCGUAUAUAUAUAUAUAUAUAUAUAUAUAUAUAUAUAUAUAUAAAUAAAAAUAAAAAUAAUAUAUAGUUUGGUUCUUGUGAAGUAUGUUGUCAUGUAGCUUAGACUGCAGCUGUGAAGAUACCAGAACUGUUGAUGGAGACCAAUAUUUGUUUAGAGAAGAUCCUUUCCUGAAGAACCAACCAAAGUAUUUCAGCCCAGUAGUUUAAAUGGGUUUACGUCUGCUUGCACUAGCUGUGCCUUCAUUACUUUGUUAUAGAAAUGGCAGUGACUCGUACUAAUUAGGAGAUGAAUGCAUUUUUGAAUUUGACUAUUUCCAUAUAAUCUGUUACAUUUCCAUCAAGAUCACAUUGAACGUUCAUUACUGUCUGCUUGUUUAUGCUCUAGGUUUUUGUAUUUUGUGAUGGUGACCUACAAAAAAACCAGACACAACAUAUUAAGGUUGUUUACCACUGGGGUGUGAAUAAACCUAGUAUUUUCAGAAA